AUGGGCGGCACCAAGAAGCGCGAUUCGCUUGACCUUCGCGACGACAAUGCUUCGGAGAUGGCUGAGGAUCGUUCCGCCGGCGUCGAGGCCGAAGUCUUCUCACAACCGGUCGGCUUCAUACCCAAGUUUCCGGCUCCUCCACGAUACAUCAAAGUCAAGGCGCAGUAUAGGAAAGAGAAGGAUUUCGACAGGCUCUUCUUAGCUCAGAUACUGCUGGACACUCCGAAAGGAAAGCCUCGGAAGAUGUCGAUCGACUCCAGGAUACACGAUAUUGGUGAAGCUCCCGCGGCCACCCCCACCGCUUCGACCAAAUCGGCGAACUCCGCCAUAUGGGCAAUGGAGUUCUCAAAAGACGGAAGAUACCUUGCUGCUGCUGGUCAGGACAAGAAGCUGAGAGUUUGGGAGGUCAUUGCGAGCAUCGAGGAUCGUGAUGUGGAAGAGAAGCUCUCCGAGUCCGAGAACGAUGGGGACAAUAUCAAGCUCAAUGCGCCAGUCUUUAAGAGCAAGCUGGUCCGCGAGUAUGACGGCCACACGUCGAGUAUCUUGGAUCUGAGCUGGAGCAAAAACAACUUCCUACUUUCUUCAUCCAUGGACAAGACCGUCCGCUUAUACCAUGUCACCAGGGCUGAGUGCUUGUGUGCUUUCAAGCACAAUGAUUUUGUGACCUCGAUUCAGUUUCACCCUCGCGACGAUCGAUUCUUCUUGGCUGGCUCCCUAGACUCGAAGUUGCGCCUGUGGAGCAUUCCAGACAAGAAUGUGGCGUACUGGACCCAGGUGCCAGACAUGAUUACUGCUGUGGCUUUCACCCCUGAUGGCAAGACCGCUAUUGCUGGCUGUCUCAACGGGCUCUGCAUACUUUAUGAUACGGAGGGUCUCAAACCACAUUCACAGAUACACGUUCGAUCCGCGCGCGGGAAAAAUGCGAAAGGGAGCAAAAUCACUGGCAUCGACACCAUCGCGUUACCUCGAGACGGCGGUCUUCCGGAUGUGAAGUUGCUAAUCACCAGCAAUGACUCCCGAAUACGAAUGUACAACCUGAAGGACCGAACGUUGGAGGUGAAAUUCCGUGGAAACGAAAACUCUUGCAGUCAAAUACAUGCCACAUUCAGUGACGAUGGUAAGUAUGUGAUCUGUGGGAGCGAGGAUCGGAAGGUAUAUAUCUGGCCCACCUCAGUCAACGAGAGGCCGGAUAAUGAUAAACGUCCGAUGGAAGUGUUUGAAGCUCACUCGGCGAUUGUCACGACGGCGCUGUUAGCCCCGGAGUCGACUCGAAGGAUGCUUGGAUUGUCAGGAGACCCAAUAUACGACCUGUGCAAUCCACCGCCAGUAACACUGGUCAGUAGGGCAGACUCGGUUAUCUCGUCACGUGCCCCGACGAAUAACAGCGACGACAAGCACGCUAUAAGCGAGAAAAGGCUAUCGGGAUCACCCAGACGUGCACCUGGAACUCCGGCAUAUCUCUCCCGAUGUUCUCACAGAGGUGGCCAAAUCAUAGUAACAACAGAUUAUACCGGACAGAUCAAGGUAUUUCGACAGGACUGUGCGUUCCAGAAGCGAAAACAUGAGUCCUGGGAUGCAGGCUCGACAUUUUCCAAAAAGGUACUCGGUCGCAGCGGAUCUGUAGUUACAGGAAAUUCUGCAACCUCAUCAACACGGCGAAAUUCAAUGGCCUCGAAGAACCCAUCCACCGAUCGGAUCUUGAGCUGGAGAAACUCUGUCAACGCGACAGAAACUGCCAAUGGUGCUUCCGCCAGUUUGUCUGAUAUCCGGAAAACACUCGUUGAUGAACAACGUACACGUAGCGCAUCGCCCAAGAAAUCGCUCGCCCACCGCCUCUCAAUACGCAAAAGGUCGUCACAGGACAAACAUGGACUCUUGUCGCCGACAUCUCCAGCCCAUUCACCACUUGGUCAGAUGCCGGAUAGGCCGUCGAUAUCGAUCCAGUCACCCACGGCCGAGUCACCGGGUAGUUUCCACUCCGUGCCGCAGCAGAAGACGCCAAAUUACGAAAAGCACCUGGGCCAGGAGCAUCUGGUGCCUAUCAAGACCAACCCCAGUCCUUCGGAUCUUCCUCGAAACGACCCACUCCUUCUGAUGGACCAACAGUCUUAUAUGGGGUGGGAUAUGCGGAAUACGAUGGUGCCCAUGGCGAAACAUGCUCCCCGGUCACCCGGGCUGUUGGGACCAGAUGGGAACCCUCUGUCACGGGCGAACAGCUACGUGAGCCAGUUGUCUAGUGAACUUACUGGUUCGGAACCCAAUAGUGCCAGUGCUAGCGUGCACGACAUGGAUGGCGACGAUGAGGGAGAACGCAGCCGCAAGUCCCGCGCAAGACGGCGGAGUACUCCUGAGAGUGAUGGCGAUUUGCGCUGUCGAAAGUGCCAGAAUAGGACUUUCAAGGCCACUAUGACGGACAAGGGUCAGACGUUUCGGUGUAAGAAGUGUGGCACCGUCGUGUAG
Exophiala viscosa is the source of this 2460-nucleotide messenger RNA. Its product is annotated as glucose repression regulatory protein TUP1. The record is from RefSeq and is a predicted model, not a curated record. The transcript has a single exon. The coding region runs from base 1 to 2460 and encodes 819 amino acids. NCBI's taxonomy places the organism in Eukaryota, Fungi, Ascomycota, Eurotiomycetes, Chaetothyriales, Herpotrichiellaceae. Gene Ontology annotation, molecular function: protein binding.